AUGGAUAUACCUUAUUUAAUGAAUAUUGCUUUAUAUUUAAAAACUGUCAAAGACAUUUAUUCUUUUUUGUUUAUUUCUAAAAAAUGUAAAGAAGCACUUAGUAGAUUAAAAAUUAAUCCAUUUAUUGAUGAAUUUAAUGAUAAUGAAUAUUUUGAAAAAACAAUCCAUUUUAUUCUUAUUACAUUUCCUUCCUUAGAAACCAUUUCUGUUCCAUAUAAAUUCUUUAAAUUAUUUCUUUCUUCACAUAAUUUUCAUAAAAGAAUUCAAAUUAAUUCACCCACAGUAUUUGAUUCUAACUUAUUAAUUAAUUUAGAUGAAAAUUAUUAUAAUAAAGAUAUUUAUUCUUCAAUUUCUUCAAUUAAAAAUGGAUUUUCAUUAUUUGAAUUAACACUAAUGAAGUCAUUAGAAAAAAUAACAAUUGAAAAUAUUACUUUAUUAGAAAGUCUUAUUUUACUUCCACAUAUUAAAGAAAUAAUAAUUAUUAAUCCUAUAAAUGAUGAUAUUAAGUAUUUUAAUUCUACUAUUAAUCAAAUGAGAAAAAGUAAUAUGAAUAUGCAUAUUUUAUUUAAAAUUAUUUUAAAAAAUACUAUUCAUUUAUCUCUUUCAAAUUAUAUCAUUUUACUUAAAUUACAACAAUUAUGUUGUUUAGAAAUUUAUGAUUUUAGAGAUAAAUCUAUUCAAUCUUUCACUAAUGAUUAUUGGUUACUUCCUUCUUUUAUUACUUUACCUGAAAUUACUUUCAUUCAUUCAAAUUAUUCUAAAUUACUUUUAAAACUUAAUCAAUAUAUUAAAACACAACCAUUAAAUAUAAAUUCUUUAAUAGAAAAUAAAGAAUUAUAUGAAAUCCUUUCUUUAUUAGAAAUAAAUAAUUAUUUUAUUCUUCCAUUUAAUUCUUAUCAAAAUAAUUCACUUCAUUUUCAAAGUAAUUGUCUCAAUACUAUUCAUUUUGUUGGAUUAAAAAAAAUAAAUGUUCAACAACUUCCACAAAUUAUUACUCUCCAAAUAACUUUAUGUUCUAAUAUAAAUAUAACUAAUAAGUAUUGUAAAUAUUUUAUUAUAAAAUGGAGUCAUCAUUGUUCAUUCAAUUCUAGUAAUAUUAAUCAAGUUAAAAUACUUCAAUGUCAUGAUAUUUCAUUUAUUAAUAAUCAAAUUAAACCAAUUGAAAUAGAGGCAAUAAAAUUUAAUAAUUCAUCUCUAUCAAAUCUUAAUUGUUCUUUGUCUUGUAUUUCAUGUUAUUGUCUCACUGUAACAAAUUGUUCUCUUUCAUAUCUUUCACUUUCUGAUUGUGUAUCUCUUAUUAUAAAUUCAAAUAUUUUUACUUCUUCAUCAACGUUUGUUCCUGUUUCAAUUUAUAAUAUUAAUUCAAGUACAAUUUAUCUUCCUGAAUCAAUCGAAUUAAACGCUUCAUUAUCUUCAUUAUUAUCAAUUAUUUGUCCUUUAACAGAUUUAAUUCCAACAGAAUUAAUUCAAUCAUCUACUAACUCAGACAAUACUGUUCAUUUAAAUAUUAAUAACAGAGAACUUAAACUUAUAGAACCUUUAUUAUGUCCAAUUUCAUUUGAUGGUGAUAUUUCUAUUUCAAUUUCACAUAAAGUAAAUAAUCCUCUUAAUAUUAUACAAUGCUCAAAUCUUAAAUUAUCUUCAAUUGGUUAUAGAAUUAAAUCACUUAUAAUUAAUCAAGUUGGCAUCUUGACUGUAUCUAAUUGUCAAAUAGAAAAUCUUAAAGCAAAUCAUAUUCAAAAACUAAUCCUAACUAAUAACUCACAAAUACUAUCUUCAUCUAUAACAAAACUUGAUCAUUUAUAA
Entamoeba histolytica HM-1:IMSS is the source of this 1806-nucleotide messenger RNA. RefSeq lists its product as uncharacterized. The record is from RefSeq and is a predicted model, not a curated record. The coding region runs from base 1 to 1806 and encodes 601 amino acids. NCBI's taxonomy places the organism in Eukaryota, Evosea, Mastigamoebida, Endamoebidae. The transcript has a single exon.